AAUAGUAUGAUAAUACCGUACAAUAUGAUUAAACAAUUCAAAGGUUUUCAAGUUUUUUGAAGCCAGAAACCCAAAAGACAGAUUUACAGAGAGUCGAGCAAUGGAGAUGUUAAACGUGGUCAUCGGUGUUUUAGUUGGUGGGUUUGUAUUAUUGUUCUUGUAUCUUUAUAAUUCUUUUGUGUUGGAACCUAUAAGGCUAAGAUCAAAGCUUCAAAAGCAAGGGAUUGGAGGGCCUUUACCUUCUUUUCUGUUGGGAAAUAUAUCUGAAAUGAAAAAAAUCAAGCUUGAGUUAAGCUCAAAAAGGACUACUACUACUUGUAAUACAAACGACAAACUUUACGAUGUCGUUUCGAUUGGUCAUCAUUGGCCUUCCACCAUCUUUCCCCAUUUGAUACAGUGGAGAGUUGACCAUGGGCCAAUUUUUAGUUAUGCAGUAGGAAAUAUUCAAUUCUUAUGCAUAACAGAUAUAGAGUUGGUGAAAGAAGUUAGUCUAUGCACUUCUUUAAGUCUUGGAAAACCUUCUUAUCUCUCCAAGAAUCAUGGACCCCUGUUUGGCCAGGGUAUUAUAUCCUCUAGUGGUCAAAUUUGGGCUCACCAGAAAAAGAUUAUUGCUCCUGAACUCUACAUUGACAAGGUCAAGGGUAUGGUGGAACUUAUGGUGAACUCUACAAAUUCCUUGAUAAGAUCUUGGGAGAAGAAAAUUGAAGAUGAGGGAGGAGUUUCUGAUAUUAAGGUUGAUGAUGAUUUGAGAAGCUUGUCUGCUGAUAUAAUCUCAAAAGCCUGUUUUGGAAGCAGUUAUUCACAAGGGGAGCAAAUUUUCUCAAAGCUUAGAACUCUUCAAAAGUUGAUGUCCAAAAGAACUAUUGGGAUUCCUGGCAUAAGAUUCAUUCCAACAAUGAACAACAUUCAUGUGUGGAGACUAGAGAAACAAAUCAAUGCUAUGAUUUUAGAGGUGGUGAAGCAAAGAACUGAGGCUGCUGAUGAAAAGGACCUUUUGCAGAUGAUAGUUGAGGGGGCGAAAGCUUGUGGCGGUAUAGAUAGCCCAUCAGUUGGCCUUACUCAUGACAAAUUCAUUGUAGAUAACUGCAAGAGUAUAUAUUUUGCUGGCCAUGAAACGACUGCUACUACAGCAUCUUGGGCCUUGUUGCUGCUGGCUGCUUAUCCAGCUUGGCAAACUCGCGUUCGUGCAGAGGUGGAAGAAGUUUGGAAGAAUGGAAGUCCUCAUGCCAAUAUGCUCCGAAGCAUGAAAGUUCUCACUAUGGUGAUUCAAGAGACUUUGCGCCUUUACCCGCCUGGAGUUUAUGUCGUAAGGAAUGCCUUGCAGGAUGUUCAAUUUAAAGACAUUCUAGUUCCAAAAGGAAUAAAUAUUCAAAUUCCAAUCUCUAUGAUGCAACAAGACACUAAUCUGUGGGGUCCUGAUGCCCAACAAUUCAAUCCAGGAAGAUUUGAGCAUGGAAUUCUUGGAGCUUCCAAGUUUCCUCAGGCUUACAUGCCCUUUGGUAUAGGGACUCGAAUUUGUAUUGGGCAGCACAUGGCCAUGACAGAACUGAAAGUAGUAUUAUCUCUUAUUCUGUCCAAGUUUUGUUUCUCAGUCUCACCGGCUUACCGCCAUUCUGCAGCUUUCAGGUUGGUCAUCGAAUCAGAACAUGGGGUUAAUCUCCAAGUGAGGAGAAUUUGACUUAUGUAAAUCUACAAUUUAAGAUAACACAAAGCUGUGAUUAUGUGAUGAGUAAUGUUGUGGAUGGUUCUUAUGAUGAGUUGUUGCAUAAGUAAUCUUAAAAAACAAUGAUAUUGUUUACACCCGCA
Cannabis sativa is the source of this 1806-nucleotide messenger RNA. RefSeq names its product cytochrome P450 714C2. Lineage: Eukaryota; Viridiplantae; Streptophyta; Magnoliopsida; Rosales; Cannabaceae. The coding region runs from base 101 to 1678 and encodes 525 amino acids. The record is from RefSeq and is a predicted model, not a curated record. The transcript is spliced from 5 exons. Gene Ontology annotation, molecular function: monooxygenase activity; iron ion binding; heme binding.